CUAAACAGCAAGUGUUUUAUCACGCGGUUACAAAAUCAGAGCAGUGCUUAUUUAGUUAUUUGGAAACAAAGAUCGGUUACUAAGCAUUAAUAAUUGUGUUGGAAUAUGGCAUCAAAAAGUUCAGCAGAAGUUUCAGUCCAGGACCUGCCGGUUGAUGCUCGUGCUAUGAUGCAGGCAAUGGCUGCUGUAGAAUUGUAUAGAGCACAACGUGAAGUUGCCAAUUACUUCGAAUUGGCGUACCUUAAACUUGGAGAUAUGCCAUACGUUGCGAGACAAGUAAGAAAGACAGCUAACAACGCGAGAACGCAACAUUUAAUGACGAUUGGGUUGAUGAAGAAGUUCACUUUAACAGCGGGUCAUAUUGUAAAUACUAUGAUUCCAAUGAUCCUUGAUGCUGUAGAACUUGAG
Molecule: messenger RNA, 408 nt
Organism: Ruditapes philippinarum (Manila clam)
Lineage: Eukaryota; Metazoa; Mollusca; Bivalvia; Venerida; Veneridae
Source: RefSeq, a predicted model, not a curated record